UGUACCGUAAGGUUACCAAUAAACUGUUUUAAGCACCGCUUUGAGGAAGAAUAUAAUUAGCAUCAACAUGUCAUUGGAGCACACUUUUUUAGGAACCUGGGAGAUAAUUUCAUGUACUUUCGAAGGCAAACGCGAGGUUUCUGGACUUGAAGGAAUAAAAUUUCGCCUAGACAAUACCAGCGACAUUACCUGGUACAAUGAUUUGGUUAGUCCACUUCCUGAAAUAAUUGACUGCAGCACCUGCAAUGAUACAGCAAGUGUUUUAUUUAGUUGUGAAACAUUUGAUGUACGCGAAACUAAUCCUCGUCUCGUUUUUGGUGCCUAUGCUGGCCACAGUAUUGAAUUUAGUACUAGUACAUUAAUGCCAACUGAUUAUAUAGUGCUUAGUUGCGAAAACUGGUAUUCAGUUGAAUGCAAGAGGCUUCAGGACGAUCGACCGAAUGGUCAGGAAAGGCAAUUCAGUUUUGGUGAAGCGCUUCUAGAGCGCUAUUUCAGCGAUGUAGUAGUCAAAAGUUGUACUGGAUUCGAAUACGCCCUUCAUUCCUCUAUACUGCGUCUUAACGGAUUCGACUGUAGUAUGUGUGCAAGCAAUACCCUGCUGUCAACAUCGCAAAACUUGCAGCCUUUGCAUUUUACGCCAAAUAUAUCAAAGCUGAAUCCGAUAAAUAUAUCGAUUGGUAUAGCUGAUUCUGGAAAAGAACAAUCGAAACAUUUGCAAGGCGUUAAUUUAUCCUCCGUAUAUAUGCAGCCAGUUUGCGAUUUUCAACUUUUUGCACCAACCGCUGGAUUGGAAACGCAGCGUUUUCAUUAUUUUAGCAGCAGUUUUAACCGCCUAACCAAUGUCAAUAUGAAAGAUUCAGUUGAGACAGUCUAUAAUGCUGAUGGUGGAUUACUACGCAUGUGUACUUCGCAUUCAGAAUCACACCUGGAAAUAUCUCAAGAAUCAACAAAUAUUUUCAAUUUUUGUCAGGACUUGUUGCAACCUGUGUCGUCGGCUGUUCUUCAAAGCAGUGGAGCCGCUGUAUGCAAUACACGCCGACCGCCACUGUCUCCUUAUCGACUACGCAGCUCUUUACCGCUUUCUAAUUUAAUAGAUACGCCACCGUCUUCACCGCUAACGCCAGUUGGAGUCCUCUUUAAUUUACCGACAUUUCUUUUGAACCCGAUCUUACAUUGGUUGUAUACAGAAUCUUUACUACCUGAACUGGAUGAGGGUGAUUGUGAGAAGCUGAUCAAUUUUUGCGAAGCGCAACCUUCACUAACCAAGCUGGUUCCACCAACUCGCAAGUACCUGCGUUUACUGCGACUUAAAAAAUUGGUUGAGAAUCUAACAAUGGAUCUACACAACAUACUUAACCGCAUAAUACAGUACAUUGAUCCUGUCACAAUAUCUUACACGCCAGCAUUACUUUAUGCAACUUUCCAAAAUGGACUGCGGGAAUGCGCAUUAGGCUGCGUUAAGAUGUUGCAAUUUUGCAAAAUCUUUAUAAAUGAUGCCACCCACCUUACUCGUUAUCAGAAAAAUGAGAUUGUAAGAUUCGUCCGAUCUCGCAUACCAAUAUUUAUAUCGCAAGUUCUGCAAUUGUUGCGUAAUACUCUUGAAGUAUUUAUUGGGCUAAACAUUAAUGAAAAGGAAGAGUUGGUGAACUACCUUGUACCUGAAAUUGAGAUUACUCUACGGAUUUUAACUACAGUGAUAGAAGAAAUCAAAAAUUCCAUGGAAACUAUUUGUAAGAACUUCAAAUGCAAUCAUAUUGAUGAAUCGCAGGAACAGGAACAUAUGAACAAUGAUAUUGCCAUGCAGAUGGGAUUUGUUAACGAAACGAUAUUAUCGCCGCGGCCACGCCAUUGUCCACCUUUUGGCACAGCACUCUAUGAAAAUCAUUCCGAGCAACGCUUCGGCUAUGUAGAAUCUGAUCUAAAAUUUGUUCUCUAUAUGUACGGAGUUAAAAAUAUGCGUGAUAUUUGUGGACGCAUCACUACUGCGCUGGAAAUAAUAAAAGCCAAAAAAAGCACCUUCUGUGAAAUGGACGUCUUCAGUAAACGCAGCACGAUUAAACGAAAUCUUGAAAAGCUUAUUUUGGACAUACCUACAUACAUAUCUACAAUAGAGAAUCUUUCAGAUCGCCUAGAUGAUAAAUUAGGAUGGAAGCAAUUCAAAUUCUGUUUUAAGUUGGCAACCAGCCAAAUUAAUGGCGUUAUUGCGAAGUUAUUGGAUCAUAAGUUAGCGCUCCGACAAGCUAUUGAACAAAUAUGUAAGGUAGUCCGAAAACAAGAAUUUUUGAUGUCGAUUAUUGAGCUCGGUCUUCUGGAGCCAUCUAAUCAAUUACUACACGAACUCAAGCUUGCUGACUCCGAGAAUAAUUUGGAUAAAUUAGAUCAGGGAAGUAAAGGAACGAAGCCUAUGAAUCAAUAUCACGAGUACAUAAAUUUUAAGCUCAACUUAAUAAGAAAUUUGUGUGAGCCGCCCAUUGCAGCCCACAGUAAUUUAUCAAAAAAUGCAUUACGCUUACUUCACUCGGCGCAAAUGGCGGAUAUGGAAUUUGAAGUUCAUACAUAUGCAUCAUCAACAUCAAGCGACAAAGUGUGGGCUACAUUGAUGGUGUCGCACAUUGAAGACAAAAAUGCGUCGCUUCAAGUUCAUAGUUUUAAGGCACAUCGUGUUAUUGUGGCUGCACGCUGUGAAUGGUUUAAAAAAGCGCUAAUGUCUGGAAUGCAGGAAUCUAUUAAGAGAAAAGUCGUUAUUACGGACACUUCGCCGGUAAUCUUUCGAAGACUACUGCUCUACAUAUAUGGUGCUCCUAUAGAUCGUACUGUGGGAGCAGAUCAAAUAUGCGAGCUAAUGCUGCUGGCCGAUAGAUACUCAAUUGAUAAUUUGAAGGAAAUAUGCGAGAGUACCCUUAAUUCCUUGAUAGAUGAGGAUUCCGUCGUCGUUUUGCUUGGGAUAGCGGAUCGAUACUUUGCAACUCUGCUCAAGUCCAAUUGCAUUUCAUUUUUAUCGAAGCACGCUCAUCUUACUAAAUCUGAAAUCUUCAAGGAACUGCCACAAGCUCUUCAAGUAGAGGUGAUUGACUUAGUAAAUUGGUUCGGACGCGCACCGGAACCAUGGAACGACUAUACCUUUUGUGAAGCUGAAGUAUUUUUACCAUUCAAAGUGAGAUAUUGUCAGUGUUGCCAAAUCAGCUUUUUUCCCGUAAAAUCUGGCUUUUUUGAAAAGCCGAUUGCGGGAAAAAUUCCAAAACAGCGGACAGCGGGAAUUCUGGAUUUUUUAAAGAAUAAUUUGCUUUAUUUCCGCUUUUUUAUUUAUUGAAGAAAUUUUCGUAUUUUGUAUGGAUAAUUCGUAUGAAGAAUGAAGUUUUCUUCAUUGUAGUUAAAUUAAAACCAAAUAGUUCAGUAAUUCAAUUUUCAAUGAACGAACCAAACGGUAAUAAUAUGGAACUAACUAAACUAAGAUAUGAUUUAUAUUUAAUUCAGAACAACCUAUUGUGAACAACAAUAUCGAACUUUUUGAUUCUAUGUAAAUGAAACGAAAAGAUUAAAAAAUGUAUGCAACUAUUUUGAUAGAGUGUAGUACAAUAUCGAACUUUUUGAUUCUAUGUAAAUGAAACGAAAAGAUUAAAAAAUGUAUGCAACUCUUUUGAUAGAGUGUAGUACAAGAAUUUAUGUGUUGCCGACAAAUUUUCAAAUAGUAAAAAAUGUUGAUUCCUUUUCAUGCAUAAAUAUUUUUUGAGAACAUUGAUAGUAUUGAGCCCCAAUAUAAGAACAUCCACCCAAUUCAGUAGGAAACUACUCAAGACGCUACAGAGUUUUGAGUUGAGAAGCGUGUUCUAAGGGUUUGAUAGGAUAUAAGAAAUUUAGGAACUUGGCCACUUUUGCAUUGUUUCCUUUGCUAAUGCCCAAGUGGGUAACAUUUUUCGUCAGAUCAAUACUGUGAUGCUUAACUCAAUUUCAAGCAUUUGGUGAAACAUAUAUUAUAAAACUUCACAGAUACGGCUUGCGGUGUUUGAAGAAAUGAUGCCAUGAUUAUAAGUUGUUAAAAAUAUAUUUAAGUAUCAAUCA
Molecule: messenger RNA, 4059 nt
Organism: Drosophila mojavensis
Lineage: Eukaryota; Metazoa; Arthropoda; Insecta; Diptera; Drosophilidae
Exons: 14
Coding region: 68-3310 (1080 amino acids)
Biological process (GO): proteasome-mediated ubiquitin-dependent protein catabolic process; regulation of proteolysis
Cellular component (GO): cytoplasm; nucleus
Molecular function (GO): ubiquitin protein ligase binding
Source: RefSeq, a predicted model, not a curated record